ACACAAUACGAGACACAAGAAGAAUCUCAAUCUCAUUAACACAAUGCGACGAAGCUGUGUCUUCUCCGUCGUUUUCUUCCUCCUCUUCCUCUCUCUACCUCUCCCCUCCCUCUCCCAACCAUCGCACUCCGUCUACAACUCGUUCCUCAAAUGCUUCUCCAAGAGAACGAAAACACCACAACCCCAAAUCGCCAAAAACGUCUUCUCUCCGACCAACCCUGCUUACUCCUCCGUCCUCCGCGCUUACAUCCGAAACGCGCGGUUCAACACCUCCUCCACACCCAAACCGACCAUCAUCGUCACCCCUCGCUCGUAUAGCCACGUCAGCGCCGCCGUCCUCUGCUCGAAGCCCUUAAACUUCGUCUUCAAGAUCCGAAGCGGCGGGCACGACUACGACGGUCUCUCGUACAUCUCCGACAAACCGUUUUUCGUCCUAGACAUGUCGAACAUCCGCGACGUCUCCGUCGACGUCGCCGAUAACUCCGCCUGGAUCUCCGCCGGAGCUACUCUCGGAGAAGUUUACUAUAAAAUCUGGGAGAAGAGUAAAGUCCAUGGUUUCCCCGCCGGAGUUUGUCCGACGGUUGGUGUCGGCGGUCACUUAAGCGGCGGCGGGUACGGUAACAUGUUGAGGAAGUUCGGUUUGUCGGUCGAUCACUUGAUCGACGCGAAGAUCGUCGACGUGAAAGGUCGUGUUUUGGACAGGAAAGCGAUGGGUGAGGAUCUUUUCUGGGCGAUCUCCGGCGGAGGAGGAGGCAGCUUCGGCGUCGUUUUGGGGUACAAGGUCAAGCUCGUUCCGGUGCCACCUGUCGUGACGGUGUUCCGAGUGGAGCAGUAUAUGGCCGGCGGAGCGGUGGACAUGGUUCACAAGUGGCAGUUCGUUGGUCCGAAAACCGACAGGAACCUCUUCAUGAGGAUGCUGAUUCAACCGGUUACGAGGAAUAAGGUGAAGACGGUGAGAGCUACUGUGGUUGCUCUGUUCUUAGGUAAAGCAGACGACGUCGUUUCGCUCCUUAGUAAGGAGCUUCCUGAGUUGGCUUUGAAGAAGGAGAACUGUACGGAGAUGACUUGGUUUCAGUCUGCUUUGUGGUGGGACAAUCGCGUUAACGCUACUCAGACCGAUCCUAAAGUGUUUCUCGAUCGGAAUCUUGACUCCUCUAGCUUCGGGAAGAGGAAGUCUGAUUACGUAGCGACCGAGAUUCCUAGAAAUGGGAUUGAGUCUCUGUUCAAGAAGAUGAUUGAAUUAGGAAAGAUCGGUCUUGUUUUCAAUCCUUACGGCGGGAAGAUGGCGGAGAUUGCGGAGGACGCAACGCCGUUCCCGCACCGGAAUAUGCUUUACAAGAUUCAGUACUCUGUGAACUGGAAAGAGUCGUCUCCGGAGAUAGAGAAGGGUUACUUGAACGAGGCUAAAGAGCUUCACAGUUUCAUGACUAGGUUUGUGAGCAAGAGCCCUAGAAGUGCUUACUUGAACUACCGUGAUGUCGAUAUCGGGGUGAACGAUCACGGGAGGAAUAGCUACAAGGAAGGAGAGGUUUAUGGAAGAAUGUAUUUUGGAAAGAACUUUGAUCGAUUAGUCAAGAUUAAAACCAAGGUUGAUCCAAGGAACUUCUUUAGGAAUGAACAGAGUAUACCUACCUUGCCACGCAAGUCUUAAGAGAUAUUGUUUGUCAUUUGUUAUGAAAGAUUGGUUUAACGUUAAUAAUGUAAUACUUUGGUGAAGCAAUAUAGAAUGCAUUGGUUUUGGAUAUUAA
Molecule: messenger RNA, 1748 nt
Organism: Brassica oleracea var. oleracea
Lineage: Eukaryota; Viridiplantae; Streptophyta; Magnoliopsida; Brassicales; Brassicaceae
Product: reticuline oxidase-like protein
Exons: 1
Coding region: 44-1651 (535 amino acids)
Molecular function (GO): FAD binding; oxidoreductase activity
Source: RefSeq, a predicted model, not a curated record